AAAACCCCAAUAAUCCCUCAAGGUAUCUUCCAGAAGAAACCAGAAGACUGCAAAAUUCUCAGAUUCAACUAUGGCGGACGAAGCAAAAGCUAAAGGAAACGCAGCUUUCUCCUCCGGUGACUUCAAUUCCGCCGUUAAUCACUUCACCGACGCAAUCAACCUAUCCCCAACCAAUCACGUUCUCUUCUCUAACCGUUCCGCUGCUCACGCGUCGCUUCAUCACUACGAAGAAGCUCUCUCAGACGCGAAGAAGACUGUUGAACUUAAACCAGAUUGGGGAAAAGGUUAUAGCCGUCUUGGUGCUGCUCACUUAGGUCUAAAUCAGUUCGAUGAAGCCGUGGAUGCGUAUUCUAAAGGGCUUGAGAUUGAUCCAAGUAAUGAAGGUUUGAAAUCGGGUUUAGCUGAUGCGAAAGCUUCUGCUUCUAGGUCACGCGCCGCUGCGCCGAAUCCGUUUGGUGAUGCUUUUCAGGGACCGGAGAUGUGGACGAAAUUGACGGCGGAUCCUUCUACUAGAGGGUUUUUGAAACAGCCUGAUUUUGUUAAUAUGAUGAAGGAGAUUCAGAGGAAUCCUAGUAAUCUCAAUCUUUAUUUGAAAGAUCAGAGAGUUAUGCAAGCUCUUGGAGUUUUGUUGAAUGUUCAAUUCAGGACUCAGCAGGCGGGUGAUGAUAUGGAGGUUGGUGAGGAAGAGAUGGCUGUGCCUUCGAGGAAGGAGCCUGAGGUAGAGAAGAAGACACGAGAACCUGAGCCUGAGCCGGAGUUUGGAGAAGAGAAGGAGAGGAAGGAGAAGAAGCUUAAAGCUCAGAAGGAGAAAGAGUUGGGGAAUGCUGCGUAUAAGAAGAAGGAUUUUGAUACUGCAAUCCAGCAUUACUCUACGGCUAUGGAGAUUGAUGAUGAAGAUAUCUCUUACAUCACUAAUCGUGCUGCUGUUCAUCUGGAGAUGGGAAAGUAUGAUGAGUGCAUCAAGGAUUGUGAUAAGGCUGUUGAAAGAGGUAGAGAGCUUAGGUCUGAUUACAAGAUGGUGGCUAAAGCUUUGACUAGGAAAGGAACUGCCUUGGGGAAGAUGGCUAAAGUCUCAAAAGACUAUGAACCUGUGAUUGAGACUUACCAGAAAGCUCUUACAGAGCAUCGUAACCCUGAAACGUUGAAGAGACUGAAUGAGGCAGAGAAAGCAAAGAAAGAGUUGGAGCAGCAAGAGUAUUAUGAUCCUAAUAUUGGCGAUGAGGAGCGUGAGAAAGGUAAUGAGUUUUUCAAGGAGCAAAAGUAUCCUGAUGCUGUGAGACAUUACACUGAAGCGAUCAAGAGGAAUCCAAAAGACCCGAGAGCAUAUAGCAACCGGGCUGCAUGUUACACUAAACUGGGGGCAAUGCCCGAAGGUUUAAAAGAUGCAGAAAAAUGUAUCGAGCUCGAUCCAACAUUCUCAAAGGGAUACAGCAGAAAAGGUGCAGUCCAAUUCUUCAUGAAGGAGUAUGACAAUGCAAUGGAAACGUACCAGAAGGGUCUCAAGCAUGAUCCUAAUAACCAGGAACUUCUUGAUGGUGUUAGAAGAUGUGUACAACAGAUAAACAAGGCAAACCGUGGCGACCUUACUCCUGAGGAAUUGAAAGAAAGACAGGCUAAGGGAAUGCAAGACCCAGAAAUCCAGAACAUUCUCACAGAUCCUGUAAUGAGACAGGUACUGUCUGAUCUCCAGGAGAAUCCAGCAGCAGCACAAAAACACAUGCAGAACCCAAUGAUCAUGAACAAAAUCCAAAAGCUUAUCAGCUCAGGAAUCGUCCAGAUGAAAUAAACCUAGAAGCGAAGACAUUGAUUUCAA
Arabidopsis arenosa is the source of this 1813-nucleotide messenger RNA. The record is from the annotation of a GenBank genome assembly. Lineage: Eukaryota; Viridiplantae; Streptophyta; Magnoliopsida; Brassicales; Brassicaceae.